Molecule: messenger RNA, 659 nt
Organism: Sclerotinia trifoliorum
Lineage: Eukaryota; Fungi; Ascomycota; Leotiomycetes; Helotiales; Sclerotiniaceae
Source: the annotation of a GenBank genome assembly
AGUGCGGGAUAGCUACACGUGAUGCUACUUCAAACUCGCGACAUCAACGUCGAAAUUCCAGCCUCGAGCGAUUUUAAACCCCCGCAGAAGGAUCCAGCAAUUCAAAAUUCUCGUGAGUUAGCUAUUAUUUGACCAGCAGGAUAAGAUCUCACAUGUCUUAGAAAUAUGCUAACAAUCACAGUCAAAAUGUCGUCCACAAUACCACGAUUCUUCUCCCAACCUUUCCGGUACAUACGAUGGGCAGCCAUUGAAAAGCCCGCUAUCUUCUUCUCCAUAGUCAUUGGAAGUAUUGGACCAGUCCUCGUUCUCACAGUGCCAAAGAUUCGCCAUAGACUUGGGGAUGGACCAAGACCACAGAUUCCUUUGACAUAUCCAAGUACGUUUUUGCAUAAAUUGCUUUACAAAAGCUAUUGAUACUUGCAAUUACUAACGAAUAUAUCUCGCGCAGUCCCAAAUGGACCAAGAAAAUCUUUGAGUGGCUACGAUGAUGAGUAAAUAUUGUAUUGGGGUUAGGGAGGUUGCUGGACGAAUCGAUCGUGUUUGUACAUAGGAAUGGCGUCAAUGAAUCGAGGGAAUACCUUUACAAUUACAAUGACCUGAUUACUGGCUUCCAUCUGCAAAAAUGCUCAGUGGAAGUUCAUGGUAGGAUCGCAUUUCCA